Molecule: messenger RNA, 1338 nt
Organism: Cladophialophora psammophila CBS 110553
Lineage: Eukaryota; Fungi; Ascomycota; Eurotiomycetes; Chaetothyriales; Herpotrichiellaceae
Exons: 2
Coding region: 1-1338 (445 amino acids)
Biological process (GO): positive regulation of transcription elongation by RNA polymerase II; transcription elongation by RNA polymerase II
Cellular component (GO): Cdc73/Paf1 complex
Molecular function (GO): RNA polymerase II complex binding
Source: RefSeq, a predicted model, not a curated record
AUGGCGACUCUAGAUGCGCUUCAGCUGCUCAGAUCCUCCAUCGCGGUCUCAAAGCCCCCAGUUCUCACGAAAGCCUCAGAUCCCGCCAACGCCGAAGCAAACCAAACAGAUUCAUUAGUCGAGGCGACGCAUCUCUAUUUCACACACCCGGCCCCACAAUGUCUCUCCUUAGACACCAAGACACGGUUCACAUCGCAGAAUCCGGACACCGCGCAAGUUGAUUUGCGCAGCAUCUUCUUCGCCUGGCAACAGAAGGAUGUCCCAGUGCCCGAGUACAUCGCCCGCGCCGCGGAGCUCGACAAGGAAUUACCCGAGGGUCACAAAGUGAGAAAUCUCAUAUUCGUCGAGCGCUUGGACUUGAUCACCUGGCUUGAGGGCGCGUCAGAGGAGUCGGAGUAUAUCAAGCCUAUUGAAGGUGCACCUGCUCUUGGAGAUGCCGUCAACAGGGCCGCCGAUGUUGCUGGCGGCGCGGCUGUGCCCACGGCCAGCGGCUCAGGUGUCGGAGUCACACAAUCUGCCGGUGGGAGACCCGUUAAGGUGAUCGAUGCCAGGCUACAGGCAAUCUACAAUGGUGAACGAAGAAUGGGUGAUCACAAUACAGUGUUGCGGGGGAUAAAGCCUACCGACUUCUCACAUGUGCGAAAACACGCAGAGACCUUCCUCGGACGACGAAAAGGCGUCCCUUCAUCAUCUACGCGACCGGGCGGCCUGCCAGCGAAACCGGCUCAACUUGCAGCUCGGCCUGCCGCAAACUCGUCCAAACCCCUUGCCUCAGCCGUGUCUUCGAAACGAUCCGACCCGAUCAUUCUGCUGUCUCCGUCGGCAUCAUCCUUGCUCCGCAUGUCCAACAUCAAAACUUUCCUGGACACUGGGCUGUAUGUCCCGCCCGAUCAUCCCACCCUGUCAACGCAAACUACAGCCAAUCUCCUCCACAUCACCCGCACAAUGCAUUCUCUAAGUGAAAAGCCAUACCGCUUCAUCCUAGUCGAUUCCCCCGAACACUUCAAGCCAGAUUACUGGUCCCGGGUCGUUGCUGUCUUUACAACAGGUCAAAUCUGGCAGUUUCGAGGGUACAAAUGGCGCGAGCCGCAAGAAUUGUUUGGCCACGUCCUCGGUAUUUAUGUCGGGGAGAAAGGACUACCCAUUCCAGCGGAGGUCAAAGGGUGGGGGUCCAGUGUCAAAACCUUUGCUGUGGAGAGGUGGGAUGAAAGGGCACAUGGAGCAAAUGUUGAGCAAGAAACCAGAAUGUCGAGGCGCUGGAGGGAUAGAGAGACAGUGGAGGAGGUGUGGAGAUCUAUUGAAGGGUAUAUGAGAGGCAGGGGAGAGUGGAAGCGUUGA